AUGGAGAGUGCACCCAACCUCGACGGCGCCUCAUCCGCCGCUGGGAGCUCCCGACGCAAGAGAGAAGCGCCGUCUCGACUAGACGAGAGCUCUCAGCAGAGACUGUCGUGGUGUGCCAGACAAACGGAGCCGCCAGAAGAAGAAAUAGACGUGGACGAGAUCGGACAAUCCUUGCCUGCUCCGGAGACCCCGUCGAAGAAGCGGAAAUCAGCUGGAUCAUCCAUCAUUUCGAUGAUAUCCAAGCAUUACGAUCAUUCCGUGAAACUGAUUCCGACUGCGGGCUCGCACAGCACUUUGUUUCAAUUGGGGGAAUUCAACUUGACGGGAUCGAAUCUGGACCCCUCGCUCAUCAGCACCGGAGCUUACUGGACGGUCGAUAAGGAUAAAGAUAUGCACGUCUUGUGGGAAUUGGGAGGGGGCUCGGAGAUUCGAUCGUGCAAAGUCAGCACCGAUCUGCCUGAAGAUGUCGUCGAAGCCCUACUUUGCCGGAACAGACGGUUCCAGGCCCCGAUAAUCAGCAUUCAGGGCAGCUCGGAACUCGAGCUCAACCUGGCGAUUUUCAUUCCGGAGUCGCUCGUUCCUGUACUAGCGAGUCGGCUCGAAGCCGUGAGCUGCUCAGGGAUGCAAGACAUGAAGAAACUGGUGUCGUUUUUCCACAAUGUCAGCUACCGAGAGAACACAACAACUCUCGAGGAUUCCGAGGACUACGAUCGCCUGUUCCAGACGGUCCUGGACGACCAACGGAGUCAGGGCAUUUUACCGAUCUCCACACCGGUCUACUGUCCGCUUAAGGUUACCCUCCGAGACUAUCAACGGGAGGCAGUGGCGUGGAUGUGUCGCAUGGAAACCGAGCCUCAAUCUGAGGAGUGCGAAGAAUUGUGGCGAACAAUCGAAGACAAGAGAGGUCGAAGCGUAUACUACAACCGAUUCCUAGGAUGCUUCGCGCGGAGUAUCCCCCCAGCACACAACAAAGUCACCUUCCGUCCCGGAGGCAUCCUAGCCGAUGAAAUGGGUCUAGGGAAAACUCUGGAGGUAAUCGCGCUCGUCUUGAGCCGACCCCGCCCCGGCUUUCCCGUAACGGACGAGGACACUGGAAUCGUCAUAGAGGAAGAUAAAAAAGAAGCGUGUCGAUACACAUGCGGGAGCUGCAACAGCUCCGUGAUAGCGAGCUGUCCGGCGAAUGUCUCGGCGAAAUGCCCUCAGUGCUGGGCCUCUUCGGAGACCCUGUUCCCGAUCAGAGCGACUCUGAUCGUUUGUCCAGCGAGUAUUUGCGAGCAAUGGACGGACGAGAUCAACUGGCUCGUCGGAGAAUGCUCCUUGCGGGUGUUCGUCUAUCAGGGGGUUCGGCACCAUGGCUACGUCCCACCGGAUCGCUUGAAUAAAUUUGACUUGAUCAUAACGACCUACGGAGUUUUAAGAAAGGAGAUAUACCACGCGAAUGUGACCACAGCUCCUGCGGACGGUCAGCGCAGGUUGCGCACACCGAAACGGCACAAGGCAAUGCCGUCACCAUUAGUAUCGGCAGAGUUCUGGCGGGUGGCCUUGGAUGAAGCACAAAUGGUCGAGUCUUCAACCGUGAAAGCGGCUCAGAUGGUCUUAUCGAUACCGGCUAUAAAUCGAUGGUGCGUGACGGGUACGCCGAUUCAUAAAGAUCUGAACGAUAUCUUCGGUUUGUUCGUUUUUCUCCGAGUCGCCCCGUAUGAUCAAAUGCUGUGGUUCAGGGAGCUGAUCCUAAAACCUUACUACUCGGGAGAUAUGAGUACCUUAGUCAAGACAAUGACAAAAUGUUUCCGACGGAUGAGCAAGAAAGAAGUCUGGGAUCAGUUGAACCUACCGGCUCAGCAUACCCAUAUGAACGAACUACAAUUUUCUCCGGCUGAAGAAGUUUUCUACAAGACACAAACCGUUAUAUGCUAUGAAGAUGCUUACAAAGUUGCCAAGAGAUUCCCCUGGUACAACAUAAUCUCUAAAAUGCCGAGAUCCGAUGUCAUCAAGCUCAUGGAACCCCUUAAAAGACUCAGACAGGCCUGCUCUCACCCCAAGGCGGUGCGCGGAUCAGAAAUUUCUCUGAAGAACUCCUCGUAUACGAUGGACGAUCUCCUCACGGCUCUGAUUAAACGCUCAGUCCGGGAGGCGGAGGAAGCACAGAGGCGAAUAAUCUCGUCCCUCAACGGUUUGGCCGGCUUGGCCCUGUUGAGACGAGAGCCCUUGGUCGCUGCUGACUUCUACCGACAGGUCCUUUGGUCGAUCUCCUACUACUCUGGAAAUCUACGAGCGGAUCCACUCCAACAGUUCCACACCUACGUUAAUUUGGCUGCGUUAAUAGAGGAGAACGAUCAACAGAUGCGGACUGCGGGAGGACUCGCGGCCGGGAGGUGGAAUGGGCAGGAGGCACCGAAUCAAUCGGGAUACGGCGUCAGAGGCGUGACGUCCGAUUGGCAGAGCGAUCAUCAAUUCAAUCCCGUUCCCCUGAUACCGAGGGCGACUGGUGAUGAUAAACUGAUGGAGCACGCGUAUCAGGUGCGCGACAAAUACCUGUCGAAAUACGGCGAACGACAACGGCAAGCCAUGCUCUCGGUGACGAAUUAUCGAAAUGAUCUGCAGAAGCUGAGCGAUCGGUUCAGGUUACCGAAGGAGGAGAAGUGGUACAUCUCUUUCAUCGAUGGAUUUCAGGCCAAAGAUGACGGCGAGCGCCUGAUCCAGAAACUCAAGGAGCAUCUCGUGGAGAACAAGGGCGCCUAUGGCCUUUCUUUGGUCAACAGGUUCACCGACUGUAAUGGCCUGAAGUAUGUGAUUCAGAAUCAUUUGGAUGCCCUCUACGAAAGUCGGGGGCAUCUGAUGAAGGUUAUCGAUCAGUUCGCGUCGGAUCCUUCUAAGGAGGACAUCCAAGCUGCUAUAUCGUGCCAUUUGCGUCCAAUCAAGAAGAAAAGGCCGCGUUGUCGAUAUUGUCUGGUCCAGGAUAUUCUACUAGCCUACGAGAGCAAAUUGUUCUCCUGUGAUCCGCUCUCCCCCAAGAAGGAGGAAAGCGAGGCCGAGCAAGAAGUCGAUGAGGAUGACAACGCUGCAGCUGAAGACCUGACCCGCGGCGAUGGAGUCACCCGAAAAGGAACUUGGCAACUCUCGGACGUUGAAAAAAUUGUGAUAUAUUUGGCCGCUUUGACAAAAACGAAUAAUGAAUCUGAGGACAUUCAAUUCGACGGCGCUUUGCACUGUGAAUAUCUGAGUUUGUUGCGCAAAGAAUUCAAGAGUUUCGGUGCGUGCUAUCGCCAAACCAAAGAUUACGUGGCAGCCUUGGACGAACUCGAGAUGGCGGCUCUCAAGUUCGAGCUAGCACCCGACGACAAGAUUUUCAAAAAUUCGGAAAAACCUGCGAACGUUGUCCAUCUCUGGGAAAUCGAUGCGCAGGCAGCUCGUCUCCACAACGACAAAAAACUCGGCGAGGAAGAUCUCUGCAAAUGCCUCCAUCAACUCGUCUACUUGAGAACGCUGGAGAAGACCAGCUCCAUGACGGAAGGUUCGACCGAGGAGUGCCCAACUUGUCGUUCUGCUCUCGGCGAACGUUGGAGAGUUUUUCAUUGCGGUCAUAAUAUCUGCAUCGAAUGUCUCCAAAUGCUCAUCAAGACUCAGUGCCCCGUGGUACGGAGCCAGACAAGUGUGCGGGUGCAGUGUCCAAUGUGCCGAGUUUAUUCGAAACUCGAAGACAUAUUCCACGUGGACACGAGGAGAAAAGAGAAUGAGCCGUCGAACAUCAAGGUGAUCGGAAGCCAUUCAACCAAGGUCACCGGGGUUGUGGAGAACCUGAUAAGGAUCAGAAACCAAGACCCUUUGAUGAAAUGCAUCGUCUUCUCGCUCUGGCCGUCGGUCCUUUUCAUCCUGCAGAAAGCCUUCGCUGAGAACAACAUCAGCAAUGUGCUUGUGGCGUCCACCAACCAACUGCAACGAAACUUGAGAUAUUUCAAGAAGAAUCCUCAGAUCUCGGUUUUAUUAAUGCCCAUCAAACUCGGCUCUAAAGGUUUGAACUUGACUGAAGCCUCGCACAUGAUCCUGAUUGAACCUGUCCUAGACUCUGGGGACGAACUACAGGCUCUCGGUAGGAUCCACCGGAUAGGUCAGAACAAGGAAACUCAUGUUCAUCGAUUCAUUGUGAAAAACACCAUCGAAGAAAAACUCAUAAAAUUCACUAAAGGCGCUGAGAAUCAAGAGACGCCAAUUGUCGAGAGGGAGAAAGAAGAAGAGGGUAUGACUGUUGCGAAAAUGCUGACUCUGCUAACUCAGGAGAAGGACCGUUACACGAACAACAACCUCAGCUCACUCUGA
Molecule: messenger RNA, 4317 nt
Organism: Galendromus occidentalis (western predatory mite)
Lineage: Eukaryota; Metazoa; Arthropoda; Arachnida; Mesostigmata; Phytoseiidae
Product: E3 ubiquitin-protein ligase SHPRH
Exons: 24
Coding region: 1-4317 (1438 amino acids)
Biological process (GO): protein polyubiquitination; DNA damage response
Cellular component (GO): nucleus
Molecular function (GO): ubiquitin protein ligase activity; ATP binding
Source: RefSeq, a predicted model, not a curated record